Messenger RNA from Panonychus citri (citrus red mite), 1170 nucleotides. RefSeq names its product cardioacceleratory peptide receptor-like. Bases 70 to 1158 code for a protein of 362 amino acids. The transcript is spliced from 7 exons. Gene Ontology annotation, molecular function: vasopressin receptor activity. Gene Ontology annotation, cellular component: membrane. Lineage: Eukaryota; Metazoa; Arthropoda; Arachnida; Trombidiformes; Tetranychidae. The record is from RefSeq and is a predicted model, not a curated record. Gene Ontology annotation, biological process: G protein-coupled receptor signaling pathway.
UUAAAAAUUAAAAAAUCUCUAACAAAUGAUUAAUUUUUCUCUAACCAUUUCUAUUACCAACAAUUAGAAAUGUCAACAAUUAAGUCAACUAAUCAAUCUUCAUUAAAUGAAUCUAAUUACCAUUACUACUUUUACAAGACUGAACAAUUAACUUUUCUUUGUAUAUUGUUCAUAAUUAUUCUGGUUGGUAAUGUUUCCGUUUUAAUUACGUUAAUCAUCUCGAAGAAACGUAAAAGCAGAAUGAAUUUUUUCAUCAUGCAUUUAGCGAUUGCAGACCUUUUGGUUGGCUUGAUUAGCGUACUGACCGAUAUAAUUUGGCGAUUGACCGUUGACUUUUACGGAGGUGAUUUAAUGUGUAAAGUUAUUAAAUUUUCAUCGGUUCUGGUAACUUACUCAUCGACUUACGUUUUGGUUUCUGUCUCGAUUGACCGUUACGAUGCUGUUACGAAUCCUCUUAAUUUUUCAACAAGUUGGUCUCGAGCUCGUCGAUUGGUUAUAAUAUCUUGGAUUUUGAGUUUUCUAUUUGCUAUUCCAUCAGCAUUUCUAAAUUCUGAAACUGAGGUUAAGGGUCACAUCCAAUGUUGGAUCACUUUGACCCCAUUGGGUUGGCGUUUAUAUUUGACCUUAAUCGCAUUCACCUUGUUUUUUAUUCCAGCGAUUAUAAUUACUGUUUGUUAUUGUACAAUUGUUCACGUUAUUUGGUCAAAAAGUAAUUUAAUCACUGAGAAUCAUCAUGAAAAUUACUGUAAAUCAGAAACCAUGGAGAAAAUAUUGUCACCUUUAUCAUCUUCAUCUUCAUCAUCACAACUCCAACAAUCAAAAUAUCCUAAUUCAGAUUAUAAAGCAAUUAACUUGAUGACCAGUGAAGAUGAUGUAAGUAUAAUGAAGAGCCAAGUUUCAUCUCGAGGAGUAAUUCCAAAGGCAAAGAUCAAAACAAUUAAAAUGACAUUGGUAAUUGUGUUAGUUUUCAUCCUUUGCUGGUCCCCAUACUUUGUAUGGGAUUUGCUUCAAGUCUACGGGUUCAUACCAAACAAUCAAACUACUGUGGCGAUAUCAACAUUCAUACAAUCAAUGGCUCCACUAAAUAGUGCUGCUAAUCCAAUUAUCUAUGGUCUUUUUUCAACCUCACUUUGUAAACGAAUCAAAUCAAGAUUGUGAACAAUUAGCAAC